AUGGCAUCCGUUAUGCUCGGACCCUUGCUACUCGCCCUUCUGGUGCAAGAUGGUGCUGCUGCUAUCAUGGGCGCACCACGGGCUGCAAUUACCCCAGCACCAGUGCUAAAGAGGGCCGUCACUACCAUUGGAUACAUCUCUACACGAGAAUACGAUGGCACUACGUACUGGGACACAAUCACAGCCAAUGAACAGGGCAACGCAAUUGCCACAUCCAGCAACCUGUUCCAGAUCUGUGACCCAGCAAAACCAUGCACGUUCUUUUCCUGCUCAGGUGACUAUGUCAUUAUGCCUUCUUCCUCAAUCUUUUGUGGAGGAGCAUCUAGCACGUGUAGUUACUGGGAAUUGGCCACGGACAUCAACGACAAAAACCCACUGACGAACUACUGGUGCGAUGCCAAGACGAGUGUUGGAGGCAUCAUCUACAGGACAACGCCCGAAGCCGCAGUAGCAACAAGCAUAUCGGCCAGGACUACUUCCAACAAUAUACCCUCCAUAACCUUCACAUCAGCCACCAACAUAGCAACGGAUGUGACAUCCAUUGCUAGCUCAGGGCCAGGCUUGGGCGAAACCAACGAUGGUGGAAGCUUGAAUAAAGGUAAAAAGAAAGACUCAACACCAAUAGGACCCAUAGUCGGCGGUGUCGUCGGCGGUAUCGCAGUUCUAGCCGCCAUAGUCAUCGCCGUCUGGAUCAUCCUCAAACGCAAGAAGAAGAACAAGACGGACAACAACAUCACUCAAACCGCACAAGGCCCUCCCGCUCCUCCUCCCGCAAUGCAACAAAACGCUCAACAGCCUCCCGCAGGCGUCCAAUACUACCACGAACAAAAGCCCGUUCCACAACCACAGGUGCAGCAAGUACCUCCUCCCCAGCCAUACGGUCACUACGACCCCAACGCUCAACAAGCCCCGGCUCAACCCUUCUACGACCCCAAUGCUCAAACGGCAUAUGCGCAGCAGUCGCAAGCCGGAUAUGGCGCGCCUUCUCCCGACAAGAUUCCCGCACCCUUGGCUACCGGCCAGCAGACGCAUUCAUAUUACGCGGAUAACGCGCCGGUUAGUCCUGUGCCGCAGUAUUCGCCUAGCCCAUCACCCGCGAUCCCAGCCAAUGUGAGUGAGUUGUCGAGUGGAAGAAUGUAA
This is a messenger RNA of Bipolaris zeicola 26-R-13, 1140 nucleotides long. RefSeq lists its product as uncharacterized. The record is from RefSeq and is a predicted model, not a curated record. The transcript is spliced from 4 exons. NCBI's taxonomy places the organism in Eukaryota, Fungi, Ascomycota, Dothideomycetes, Pleosporales, Pleosporaceae. Bases 1 to 1140 code for a protein of 379 amino acids.